AUGGCUUCCGCUUGGGUUCAUGAAAGCCUAAAAGCUCUAGAAGCCGUGCCUUCCAAAUUCAAUAAUGCUAAUGACUACACAGCUUUAGCAUGUGAUUCACUUCCUAGUGUCGAUUUCUCUGCCCUUAUCUCCGACGAUCCUCACCAACGCUCCAAAGCCAUCCAAGAUCUCGCCGCAGCAUGUCGAGAUUGGGGCUUUUUCCAUCGUAAGAGCAAACUACUUGUGAAUCAUGGGAUAGCAAAGAGGUUGAUGAAGGAUGCGAUUGCAGCUGUGAGAGAGUUCUUCGAUUUGCCAGAUUGUGAGAAGAAGCAGUAUGAAUCGAAGUUAGUGUUAGAUUCGAUUCAAUGUGGCAAUUUGACACUUGCAAAUACAUCAAACCAAAGCGUCACAUUUUGGAGAGAGUAUCUUAGGCUGCGUGUCCAUCCCGACUUCCACUGCCCUCACCACCUCAGGUUUAAGUCUCUAAAGCAUAGAGCUGCGGUGAAUAAGGAGAGAGAGAGAAUUUCACUGGUGGUAUUAAAUGCUCCGGCAUGGGACGCCAUUGUUGGGCCGGCUGCGCCACUGGUCGAAAAGGAUGGCUCUCCAUUAUACCAUUCGAUGGAGUAUAAACAAUACUUGGAGUCAAGCAUCGCUCAAAGCCGUCUCGGUGGUAAAUCCUUGUUCGAGCAACAACUCAUAAUCCAAGACAUCUAG
Messenger RNA from Salvia splendens (bonfire salvia), 693 nucleotides. Its product is annotated as flavonol synthase/flavanone 3-hydroxylase. Lineage: Eukaryota; Viridiplantae; Streptophyta; Magnoliopsida; Lamiales; Lamiaceae. The record is from RefSeq and is a predicted model, not a curated record. The transcript is spliced from 3 exons. Bases 1 to 693 code for a protein of 230 amino acids.